GGUAAAAAAUUAAGAAGUGUAUGUGUGAAUAGCACCACCCUUAUAUAACAUCAAUUAGAAACAUCAUAAUAUUACACCGUUUGCCUACAAAUUGUUCAAUUUUAUAUGUUUUUAUUUAUUUCUUGAAAAUUUGUGUUUUACCAUCCCUAUUGGCCGAGCCAGAUGGAUGCCUUAUUAAUCCGAGAGACUAUGAUGUGCUUAAUUUGAUUUAAAUUUUAUUCGAGGCAAUGAUGCAUCUUUAAACUCUUCCACUUAUUCUCUCACUAAUCAUGUUAAUGUAAAAGUAUAUAUCUUUACAAGCAUACUCUACUAAAUUUGGAUUUAUAUGUAUCUAGUCAUUCAGGUGAUGGGAACUAUUAAAAAGUAUAAUAUCAUACGAUUCCAUUUUUUGGGAAAUUAGUCAAACUCUCAACAACUGGCUUUCUUCUAGUGUGGGAUGUAUGGGAACAAAUAACCAUAUAUGAAAUGAAGCCGUCAGAUUAAUUCAUGGCAAGCACGUCCAAGAAGUGGCCUACCAUAUAGAAAAACAAAACAAAUAAACAAAAUAAGGAAUAAAUGCCCUUGAAAAAACAAAAGGUUCCAAGUCUGGCCUUAUUAUUUGUAUAUAUAUGUACAUGUACAGCCAGCCAUUUUUCCAACCAGCAAAACCAAUAUUGUCAACGAAAAAUGAGCAGGAAAUAUGCAAGAUUGUGUGGUGGCCGGCCGACUGUUUGUCUCCAAUCCAUCCACUGUCUCUCCGGUCGAAACACACGUCUAGACGGCGUUCCGGUUCUGUCAAAGCUACUACUGAUCAUAACAGCACAGAGUUUUUGAACAAUAUCAGCAGCAGCGGGGAUGAUGACUUGAGUAGUACUGCAGAGGAUGUGAAAAGUGGGAACAAGAUAAUGGUUGUUGUGGAUUCAAGCCUUGAAGCUAAGGGAGCUCUCGAAUGGGCACUAUCCUACACUGUCCAAUCCCAGGAUACCAUUGUUCUUCUUCAUGUAGCCAAACCCUCCAAACAACAAGACUCAAAUGGGAAGACUAAUUUGAGGGCUUUUGAACUGCUUCACUCUAUGAAAAAUGUGUGUCAAAGAAAACGGCCUGGGGUGAAUGUGGAGGUAGCAUUGCUUGAAGGGAAAGAGAAGGGCCCAAGAACAGUGGAAGAAGCAAAGAGACAAAGGGUGUCCCUACUUGUUCUUGGCCAAAAAGGAAAGAGGUCGAACUGGUGGCAGCUUAUCAAGAGGUGGACGAGGAGCAGAUCAUCGGGGGAGGUUUUUGUGGAAUACUGCAUUCAAAAUGCUGCAUGCAUGACGAUUGCAGUGAGGAGAAAGAGCAAGAAAUUGGGAGGUUACUUGAUCACCACCAAGCUUCACAAGAAUUUCUGGCUUCUAGCUUGAUUGAAAUAUGACCACAUGGUUCUUAGUUACAUUUAAGAAGUCAUUCAUUUUUCAACGGAAAAUCACAGUCUGACGCAUAUACAAAAGUAUUUCACUGAAA
This is a messenger RNA of Pyrus x bretschneideri (Chinese white pear), 1476 nucleotides long. Its product is annotated as universal stress protein PHOS32-like. The transcript has 3 exons. Lineage: Eukaryota; Viridiplantae; Streptophyta; Magnoliopsida; Rosales; Rosaceae. The coding region runs from base 609 to 1376 and encodes 255 amino acids. The record is from RefSeq and is a predicted model, not a curated record.